AUGCCCGAGCCUCCCACCCCCUCCAUGGGCUCCUGUGCGGCCCUAGCCUCCCCGACGAGCGCCACCCCCUGCUCCACAGACCCCAGUCCCAUCAACCACCCAAGAGCUGAGGAGUGUGAGCGCGCGGCGCGGGACUGGCAGGCAGCUCCACCUGCAGCCCAGGUGAAAACACAAGAAGGAGCCAUGUGUGAAGCAGGAAAUGGGCCCUCACCAGACACCAAAUCUGCCUGCACCUUGAUCUUGGACUUUCAGUCUCCAGAACUGUGAGAAAUAAAUUUCCAUUGUUUACAA
Symphalangus syndactylus (siamang) is the source of this 291-nucleotide messenger RNA. RefSeq lists its product as uncharacterized. The record is from RefSeq and is a predicted model, not a curated record. Lineage: Eukaryota; Metazoa; Chordata; Mammalia; Primates; Hylobatidae.